AUGCUGUUUCUCCCACUUGUGUCGCUCGCGCUCCUGUCUUUGGCGUCUGCCGAGCCUCGCAUCUCACCGCUGAUAACGCACGAGAAACGGUCCCAUAUUCCUGCAGGGUGGUCGCACACUCAUCGACAUGACCCUGUCGCGGUCCUACCGUUGCGCAUCGGUCUGGUCCAGAGCAACAUGGACAAGCUAGAGAAACUCUUGCUCGACGUCUCUGGGCCGGAGUCGGCAAACUACGGAAAACACUGGUCGGCCGGCAAGGUCUCGCAGACGUUCGCUCCCAGUAGGGAAACUGUGGAUACUGUGCGAGACUGGCUUACCGGUUCUGGUAUCGAGGCCUCGAGGGUCAAGCUAUCAGGUGCUAGGACGUGGAUCGAGCUCAAUGCCACUGUGGAGGAAGCCGAGCGCCUCUUGAACACAGAAUACCACGUAUACUCGCAUACCACAGGCAAGGAGCACGUCGCUUGCGACAGUUACAAGUUACCGGAACACGUCAGCAAACACGUCGACUUCAUUCUGCCCUCAAUCCAUUUCGAUGCUGUGAUCAAACGGGACAACAAUUCAUCUGGGUCUGGGGGCACCCUCAGCAACAUAGGCCAACCUGGUGUCGGGCUGAAGCCGAAGACCACCGGGACGAUAGGCAGCAUCAUCAACGAGCUGGAGGCGUGCGAUCAGCAAAUAACGUUGAUCUGCCUCAGGGCGCUGUAUGGGAUUGUCUACGUACCUGUCGCGACGGACAGGAACAGCUACGGGAUAGUUGAAUACACUCCGCAAGCAUAUCUCCAAACCGAUCUUAACAUGUUCUUCGGCAAUUUCUCACCAAAUCUGGUUGGAAAGUCUCCCGCUAUGGUGUCCGUCGACGGAGGUUACGCGCAAACUGAGUACACAGGUUUCGGUUACAAUGGCGAGAGUGACUUGGAUUUGCAAUACGGGAUGUCCCUCGUCGACCCCCUGCCUGUCACACUAUACCAGACAGGUGACAUGGUCGAAGGCGCUUCCUUCAACAAUUUCCUCGAUGCGAUUGACGGGUCAUACUGUACGUUUGAAGGCGGAGACGAUCCCUACUAUGAUUCGACGUACCCUGAUCCUUAUGGUGGGGGUUAUGAAGGUCCUGAAGAUUGUGGCACCGCCGCCCCCGCCCACGUCAUUUCCACAUCUUAUGGGUACAACGAAGCAGAACUUUCCCCAGCAUACGCAGCAAGGCAAUGUGCUGAAUAUGCCAAACUUGGUCUUAUGGGUACAACCGUGCUAUACAGCUCCGGUGAUGACGGAGUCGCUGGAAACGGCAACGUAUGUCUGGACGCUAAUGGUAACGAAGUCUACGGCGGUACCAGGUUCAAUCCCACAUUCCCCGGCGUUUGCCCAUAUGUCACGUCGGUCGGCGCCACUCAAGUAAAUCCAGGCGCUAGCGUCACUGAACCAGAGAGCGCAUGCAUGCAGGUGAUCUACAGUGGAGGCGGAUUUAGCAACUAUUUCGCGUUGCCCUCGUAUCAAGCCGCUGCAGUUGAGCACUACCUUACGGCCUACCCACCGGCCUAUUCUGCAAGCCAGUACAAUGCAACGGGGAAGGCAAGAGGGUUCCCUGACGUUGCUGCAAAUGGUGCCAACUAUGUUGUCGCCGUCGACGGAGAGUUUGAGCUCGUCUACGGGACCUCCGCUUCGUCCCCCGUCACCGGCUCCAUCUUGACGUUAGUCAAUGAUGCCCGCCUCGCGAUAGGCAAGAGCCCGAUAGGCUUCAUUAAUCCUACCAUAUAUUCCCCCGCGUUUGCGGGCGCGUUCCAUGAUAUCACCACUGGCAGCAAUCCGGGGUGCGGAACCAACGGUUUUAAUGCGACCCCUGGGUGGGACCCUGUCACUGGUCUCGGCACUCCGAACUUCCCUCAAUUGUUGGCCAGAUGGCUGGCGUUGCCAUAG
Messenger RNA from Gloeophyllum trabeum ATCC 11539, 1911 nucleotides. Its product is annotated as subtilisin-like protein. Gene Ontology annotation, biological process: proteolysis. Gene Ontology annotation, molecular function: serine-type endopeptidase activity; tripeptidyl-peptidase activity. The record is from RefSeq and is a predicted model, not a curated record. NCBI's taxonomy places the organism in Eukaryota, Fungi, Basidiomycota, Agaricomycetes, Gloeophyllales, Gloeophyllaceae. The transcript has 10 exons. Bases 1 to 1911 code for a protein of 636 amino acids.